Molecule: messenger RNA, 1371 nt
Organism: Lichtheimia ornata
Lineage: Eukaryota; Fungi; Mucoromycota; Mucoromycetes; Mucorales; Lichtheimiaceae
Exons: 3
Coding region: 1-1371 (456 amino acids)
Molecular function (GO): NAD binding; oxidoreductase activity, acting on the CH-OH group of donors, NAD or NADP as acceptor
Source: RefSeq, a predicted model, not a curated record
AUGGUCAACGAUAUUACUACCACUACCACCACCGAUCUUACCCCUGCUACGGCUGCUGCUGCUGCUGCUACUACCAAUGGCACUGCUCCUCGUCGUAGCUCCUUUAGUCAACCUAAGCCCAAGGUCCUUCGUCCUUUCAAUACAGCCGAAGUCAAGAUUCUUCUUUUGGAAAACGUCAAUGAAACGGCUGUCAAGGCAUUCAAAAAGCAAGGUUAUCAGGUCGAGACCUAUGCUAAGGCCCUUGUCGGUGAUGAACUGAUUGAAAAGAUCCGUGAUGUCCAUGUCAUUGGUAUCCGUUCCAAGACUAAGCUUACCAAGCAAGUACUUGAUGCUGCUCAAAACUUGAUGGCCAUUGGCUGUUUUUGUAUCGGCACGAACCAAGUCGAUUUGCAAGCUGCUGCAAAGAAGGGUAUUGCUGUGUUCAACUCCCCUUUCAGCAACUCGCGCUCUGUGGCCGAACUUGUGAUUGGUGAGAUUAUUACGUUGGCUCGUCAAUUGGGUGAUCGUAAUAUCGAGAUGCAUCAAGGUGUGUGGAACAAGGUCUCCAAGAAUUGCUAUGAGAUCCGUGGCAAGGUCCUUGGUAUUGUCGGCUAUGGCCAUAUUGGUGCUCAAUUGUCCGUCCUUGCUGAAUCGAUGGGUUUGACCGUUUACUUUUAUGACGUUCUUCAAAUCAUGCCUUUGGGUACUGCCAAGCAAGUUGAGUCACUCGAGGAGCUCUUGUCAUUGUCUGAUUUUGUGUCAUUGCACGUGCCCGAACUUGAAGAAACCAAAAACAUGAUUGGUGAACGUGAGAUCAUGGGCUACAUGAAGAAGGGUAGCUAUUUGCUCAACAAUGCUCGUGGUACCGUGGUCUAUUUGCCUGCUCUUGCCAAAGCUCUUCAAUCAGGCCAUCUUGCUGGUGCAGCUGUUGACGUGUAUCCCAAGGAACCUGCUGCCAAUGGUCCUCAUUUCACUGAUUACCCCGAAUUGCUAAAGUGCCCCAACCUUAUCCUUACUCCUCACAUUGGUGGCUCCACCGAAGAAGCUCAACGUAUGAUUGGUAUCGAAGUGUCGUCUGCUCUUAUCAAGUUCAUCAAUGAAGGUGGCUCUCUUGGCGCUGUCAACUUUCCCGAAGUUGACUUGCGUGCUAUUCGUGAAGAUGAUGACAACACUGUGCGUGUGCUUUACAUCCAUCAAAACAUCCCUGGUGUCCUUAGAGAGAUCAACGAGAUCUUUGCCGAUAACAACGUCGAAAAGCAAUAUUCCGAUUCCAAGGGCGAUAUCGCCUAUGUCAUGGCUGAUAUCGCAGACGUCAAUGAGGAAAAUCUUCACAAGCUUUACAAUGCCAUCACUGCCACUCGUGCCAACAUCCGCACUCGCAUGCUUUAUUAA